UAAGAAUAAGUGGUGACGUAUUCGAUUGACGGUCAGACAAGACAUAGGACCCUUCCAGCGAAGAUGGCUUCUAACAGUGGGAAGUCCGUUUUAUUCGUGUGUUUGGGGAACAUCUGCCGGUCCCCAAUAGCUGAAGCUGUCUUCAGGAAAAUGGCAACGGAUAGAGGUGUUGUAGGUAAUUGGAGGAUAGACAGUGCAGCAACAUCCACAUAUGAGAUAGGAAACCCACCUGACUAUCGAGGACAGUCCUGUAUGAGGAAGCAUGGCAUAUCCAUGAGUCAUGUUGCCAGACAGGUUACGAAGGACGAUUUUACAACUUUUGAUCACAUUCUUUGCAUGGAUGAAAGCAAUUUAAGGGAUCUCAACAGGAAGGCUAACCAAGUGAAAAACUCCAGUGCUAAAAUUGAACUUCUUGGGACUUAUGACCCCGAAAAGCAGCUGAUUAUUAAAGACCCCUAUUAUGGGAACGACGAAGACUUUGAAACAGUUUAUGAGCAAUGUCUUAGAUGCUGCAAAGCAUUUUUGGAAGAAUAUUCUUGAUGCUUCUAUAUUUUUGUCAACUUCAGUAUUUGUCAGAAUAAGUAAAAAAAAUGACAAUGUUUAUGUUCUUGUAAUCACUCAGUAUCCUUUUUUCUUGUUAAACAUCAGAUUAAUAGCAUCAUCUGACAAUUGCCCACCUAAAUUCAUGUCCUUUAUAAUGUGCAUUCUGUUACUUAUUUAGUUUAAAAUCAACUAAUUGGCAGUUUUAGAAAAUUACAAACAAAAAUUGUUCUCAGUAAAUGUAAUUAAGACAAAUAAUUACUUUGAAACAAAAUAUUAUUGUACAUGUGCAGCUGUGUAAAAUUAUGAAUACCGCUGUCUAUAAAAGAAUUCCUUUGAAAUAC
Lepisosteus oculatus (spotted gar) is the source of this 884-nucleotide messenger RNA. It is a transcript of the gene acp1, whose product is annotated as acid phosphatase 1. Gene Ontology annotation, molecular function: non-membrane spanning protein tyrosine phosphatase activity; acid phosphatase activity. Gene Ontology annotation, biological process: protein dephosphorylation. NCBI's taxonomy places the organism in Eukaryota, Metazoa, Chordata, Actinopteri, Semionotiformes, Lepisosteidae. The record is from RefSeq and is a predicted model, not a curated record. Gene Ontology annotation, cellular component: cytoplasm.